AUGGCCCAGCUAUACUACAAAAAAGUCAACUUCUCCCCGUACCGAGACCGGAUCCCACUGCAGAUCGUGCGAGCGGAGGCAGAGCUCUCGUCGGAAGAGAAAGCCUACCUCAGUGCCGUGGAGAAGGGCGACUAUGCCAGCGUCAAACAUGCCCUGCAGGAGGCAGAGAUCUACUACAACAUCAACAUCAACUGCAUGGAUCCUCUGGGUCGCAGUGCCCUCCUCAUAGCCAUAGAGAAUGAGAACCUGGAGAUCAUGGAGCUGCUGCUGAGCCACAGCGUCUACGUGGGGGAUGCUCUGCUCUACGCCAUACGGAAGGAGGUGGUGGGAGCUGUGGAGCUGCUGCUCAACUACAGGAAGCCCAGUGGUGAAAAACAGGUUCCAACGCUGAUGAUGGACACGCAGUUCUCGGAGUUCACUCCGGACAUCACCCCCAUCAUGCUGGCUGCUCACACCAACAACUACGAGAUCAUCAAACUGCUCGUGCAAAGACGGGUGACCAUCCCACGCCCGCACCAGAUCAGGUGCAACUGUGUGGAAUGUGUGUCCAGCUCCGAGGUGGACAGCCUGAGGCACUCCAGGUCAAGGCUGAACAUCUACAAAGCCUUAGCCAGCCCUUCUCUGAUUGCCUUAUCGAGCGAGGAUCCCAUCCUGACCGCCUUCCGGCUGGGCUGGGAGCUGAAGGAGCUGAGCAAGGUGGAAAAUGAGUUCAAGGCUGAGUAUGAAGAGCUCUCACAGCAGUGCAAGCGUUUUGCUAAGGACCUUUUGGAUCAAGCACGGAGCUCCCGGGAGCUGGAGAUCAUUCUCAAUCACAGGGAUGAUCAAAGCGAGGAGCUGGAUCCCCAAAAAUGUCACGAUUUGGCAAAGCUGAAGGUAGCAAUAAAGUAUCACCAGAAAGAGUUUGUUGCUCAGCCGAACUGCCAGCAGCUGCUAGCAACGCUUUGGUACGACGGCUUCCCAGGCUGGAGGAGGAAACACUGGGCAGUGAAACUCCUGACCUGUGUCACCAUUGGACUGCUUUUCCCCGUGCUAUCCGUGGCAUACCUGAUUGCACCCAAGAGCAGGCUGGGACUGUUCAUUAAAAAGCCAUUUAUCAAGUUUAUCUGCCACACUGGCUCUUACCUGACCUUCCUGUUCAUGCUCCUGCUGGCGUCACAGCACAUCGUCAGGACUGACCUCCACAUGCAGGGGCCACCUCCCACCAUCGUGGAGUGGAUGAUCCUGCCCUGGGUUCUAGGUUUCAUCUGGGGAGAAAUCAAGGAAAUGUGGGAUGGUGGAUUCAAUGAGUACGUACACGACUGGUGGAAUCUGAUGGAUUUUGCAAUGAACUCCCUCUAUCUUGCAACUAUCUCCCUUAAAAUUGUUGCCUAUGUCAAGUACAAUGGAUCUCGGCCGAGGGAGGAGUGGGAGAUGUGGCACCCCACCCUCAUUGCAGAAGCCCUUUUUGCAAUAUCCAACAUCCUGAGCUCCCUGCGCCUCAUUUCCCUGUUUACAGCCAACUCCCACCUGGGACCCCUGCAGAUCUCUCUGGGACGCAUGCUGCUAGACAUCCUCAAGUUCCUUUUUAUCUACUGCCUGGUGCUGCUGGCUUUUGCCAAUGGACUGAACCAGCUUUAUUUUUAUUAUGAGACCAGUGCCUCGGAGGAACCCAACAACUGCAAGGGGAUCCGAUGUGAGAAACAGAACAAUGCCUUCUCCACACUCUUCGAGACCCUCCAGUCACUCUUCUGGUCUGUGUUUGGGCUGCUCAAUCUCUACGUCACCAACGUGAAAGCCAGACACGAGUUCACAGAAUUUGUUGGGGCCACGAUGUUCGGGACCUACAACGUCAUCUCCCUCGUUGUGCUGCUGAACAUGCUCAUAGCCAUGAUGAACAACUCCUACCAGCUCAUUGCUGACCACGCUGACAUUGAGUGGAAGUUUGCACGGACAAAGCUCUGGAUGAGUUACUUUGAUGAAGGUGCCACUCUGCCCCCUCCUUUUAACAUUGUCCCCAGCCCCAAGUCAGUCUGGUACCUCUGCAAGUGGAUCCACAACCAGCUGUGCCCAGGAGACGACUCUGACAACGAGCAGAAGAGGCACGAAAACCUCAAAACAUUCACAGAACGACAUGCUGACAACCUGAUUCAGAAUCAACAUUACCAGGAAGUGAUAAGAAAUCUUGUGAAAAGAUACGUUGCUGCAAUGAUAAGAACUUCCAAAACCAACGAAGGUUUAACUGAAGAAAACUUCAAGGAAUUAAAACAGGACAUCUCGAGUUUUCGCUAUGAAGUUCUCGACCUCUUAGGCAACAGGAAGCCCCAGAGGAGAAGUUACUCCACCAGCAGCACAGAGGUGUCCCAAAAGGAUGAAACAAACGAGGACGGUGCUGGAGAAAAGCCCAGAGCCAAGAGCGUGUCUUUCAAUGUAGCCAACAAAAAAAAGGACUUCAAUGUAUCUGCUCUGAUUAAAACCAUGUCUGGGAUCAACAUGGUGGAAGAGAAGCCAAAAAGCAACGGGAUCAGCAAGCGCUCCUUUGUCCGGAAUGGGAACAGAGUGCAGAGACUCUCCAGCUCCAAGAAGGAAUCCUUCAAGAGGCUGGGGCUGCUCUUCUCCAAAAUGAACGGCCACGUCCCCGAGCCCAGCUCAGAACCCAUGUACACCAUCUCAGAUGGCAUCAUCCAGCCACACUACAUGUGGAAAGACAUUAAAUAUUCUCCCAUGGACAGAGAGAGAGAAGAGAAUUGUUCCAAAAGUGAAAUUAACCUCAAUGAGGUGGCCUACAGUGGGAACACGAGACUUACAGGACAGAGCAAGGAGUGCCCUGUGGUUUGUACCAGCUCCCUUCACUGUGCUUCCAGUAUUUGUUCCUCUAACUCCAAACUUAUAGACUCGUCAGAGGAUGUGUUUGAUUCGUGGGGGGAGGCCUGUGACUUGUUUAUAAACCAGUGGAAAGAGGGGCAGGAGGAUCAUGUUACCACUCGGCUCUGAGCAAAGCUCUCUUAACUCUCACUGGAAAACUCAGCCAAGUAUUGGUAAUUGUUUGCUCUCAUCUGGUUCAGCAUCACUGUUUCCUUUCUGUCCACAGGUGAAAAAAAAAGUGUAAACCUCCUUAUGUUAUAGCCUGUUUUAUAGCCAUCUGCACCUUUUUUAAUUUACUUUUUUUACACUCACUA
Messenger RNA from Sturnus vulgaris (Common starling), 3155 nucleotides. RefSeq names its product transient receptor potential cation channel subfamily C member 5 (gene TRPC5). Gene Ontology annotation, cellular component: cation channel complex; plasma membrane. Lineage: Eukaryota; Metazoa; Chordata; Aves; Passeriformes; Sturnidae. The record is from RefSeq and is a predicted model, not a curated record. Gene Ontology annotation, biological process: calcium ion transmembrane transport; regulation of cytosolic calcium ion concentration. Gene Ontology annotation, molecular function: store-operated calcium channel activity; protein binding; inositol 1,4,5 trisphosphate binding.